Molecule: messenger RNA, 843 nt
Organism: Fusarium sp. VM40
Lineage: Eukaryota; Fungi; Ascomycota; Sordariomycetes; Hypocreales; Nectriaceae
Source: the annotation of a GenBank genome assembly
AUGUCUCGACCAGCUUCACAUUGUCUCAAGCACCUACGCCAUCCUCUCCGUAACUCUCCAAAGGUCUCACUCCCUCUUAACCACAACCAUGCCUUCUCAACAACAGCCACGAGACAUCUCAUGAGCAUGGCAGGCUUCACAGAGAACCAGCUAAUGGUGCGCAAUGCCGUCGGCCAAAUCUGCUCCGAGUUCCCCAACACAUACUGGCAAGAACACGACCAAGAAGAAAAAGACCCAAAAGAGUUCCACGCCGCUCUCGCCAAAGAUGGAUGGCUUGGGAUAGCCCUUCCCGAAUCUCUUGGAGGUUCUGAUCUGGGUAUCUCCGAGGCGAAGAUGAUGAUGCAGACUAUCGCGGAAUCGGGCGCUGGCAUGGCGGGUGCGCAGUCUAUACACGCCAACGUCUACGCGACACAGCCUCUUGCAAAGUUCGGCUCGAAAGAGCAGUUGGAAACUACGAUUCCAAAGAUCGUCUCUGGCGAAUAUCGGGUGUGUUUCGGUGUCACAGAGCCCAACGCUGGCCUUGAUACACUUCGACUGGAAACAGUUGCAAAACGCAACCCAGAUGGCUCUUAUAGUGUCACUGGACAGAACAUCUGGAUCACCUGCGCACAAGUUGCCUCCAAGAUGAUCCUCCUUGCUCGAACUACCCCUAUCGAACAGGUCAAGAAGCCCAGCGAAGGUCUUUCCCUCUUCUGCAUCGACCUAGACCGCAGUAAACCAGGUCUCGAGAUACGCAAGAUAAAAAAGAUGGGCGGCCAAGCCGUUAACGCCAACGAGGUAUUCUUCGAUAACUACCAGAUCCCCUUUUUCUUCCCUUAUCGGCGAGAAAGUCAAAGGCUUUAA